Colletes gigas is the source of this 2116-nucleotide messenger RNA. RefSeq names its product probable protein phosphatase CG10417. Gene Ontology annotation, molecular function: protein serine/threonine phosphatase activity; cation binding. The record is from RefSeq and is a predicted model, not a curated record. The transcript is spliced from 6 exons. Gene Ontology annotation, biological process: protein dephosphorylation. NCBI's taxonomy places the organism in Eukaryota, Metazoa, Arthropoda, Insecta, Hymenoptera, Colletidae. Bases 119 to 2092 code for a protein of 657 amino acids.
GGUCAUAGAGGCUAGUUAACGACUGUGCGCCGCGCUUGCGAAUAGUAAUUUCAUCGAGAUAUUGUGAUAUUACGCGGACGCCAGAAAAUCGACAAAAAGAUCGCCAGUUUAAACGAAAAUGGGUGCAUACUUGACAAAGCCGAUUACGAAGAAAGUGUCGAGCGACGAAGUAGGGAAGAAUGUCGCAUUCGGCGCGAGUUCCAUGCAAGGCUGGCGAUUUAGGCAAGAGGAUGCACACAAUUGUUGCAUAGAUUUUGAUGAAAAUGUUUCCUUAUUUGCUGUGUACGAUGGCCAUGGUGGACACGAAGUGGCAACUUAUUGCGCACGUAAACUCCCCGAUUUUAUAAAACAAACUGAUGCAUACAAGAGAGGGGAUAUUAGGCAAGCUCUAAUCGAUGCCUUUCUAGGCUUUGAUGCCACGCUUGUGAAAAUUCAAGUACUUUAUAUUCUUAGAAAACUUGCAGAAAAUGAUCAACAUGAGUUGAUAAGUGAAUCUUCUGAUGAAGAAGAGAAUAUUAAUAAUCUAGAUGAAGAAGAGAAUGUUAAUAAUCUAAGUAUGGAGGCAACAAUGCCAUUGGAAGAAGUAAUGGCAAAGUACCAAUCGGAAUCAAAUACUAUUGGAGCAAAUCUGAAAAACGAAACAUGCAAUAAACCAGACUGUUCCGCGAGUCCUUUCUUACUUUCAUCGUCUGGUGCAGGGUGUUCAUCGUCAUCAUCUUCAUCAUCAUGGAAUACAAACGAGACAGAUGUGAGUAGUUCCAGCCAACCAUGUGUAUCUGCAUUAUCUAGCACAAUGGAAAGAAAAGAAUCUGAAUGUCCUGGAAGCAAUGAAGCUGAGCAGGUCCUCGAUUCGACAACCAGUAAUGGAAAUGAACCAACAAAAAGUGCAGAUAUGCCCGAUAGUUCAGAAGAUGUAGACAAAAAGGUCUCGAGUCCUGGCAAAAUUAUAUGUGCAGAAUCAAAUGCAAAUGAAGUAGAAGUAAAUGGCGCAGAGUCAAAACGAAUCGGAGAUGCGGACAGCAGUAAGAGUGGAGGUGACAAUGUAUCAAGUAGUUCGUGUACUCCUGUAGAAAAUGGGGACGCAGGGCAGCAAGAACGAAUAAGCAGCACCGGUAGAAGAAGAAUUCAGCCUAUUACUUUAUAUCACACACUUUUAAAGAAAGACACUGAAGAUUCUGAGGAAGAUGAUGACGACGAUGAAAAUGACGAAACAUUUGAUGGAGUUCCAGAAAACUUCAGCGACGAAGACGAUACCGAAGAUGUUGACGAAGAUGAAAGCGAUGAGGAUGAAGAUGAAGAAGACGAAGAUAGGGAUGAAGAAGACGAGGAUGGAGAUGACAACAUUGAUGACUAUAACGACGACAAUGAUAGUGCUCUGUUGAAACCGCCAGAGCCAGGUUAUGAUAGUGGAUGCACUGCAGUAGUUGCAAUAAUGAAGGGCAAUGAAUUAUAUGUAGCAAAUGUCGGAGACUCUCGUUGUGUUUUGUGUAGUAAUGGCGAAGCAGUUGAUCUUAGUUUAGAUCACAAACCUGAGGAUGAACCAGAAAAAAAACGUAUAAUAAAAGCUGGCGGAAAAAUAUCGGCCGGCGGUAGAAUAAAUGGCGGCCUUAAUUUAUCAAGGGCGAUCGGGGACCAUGCUUAUAAACAAAACGUUAAUUUACCGUUAGAAGAGCAAAUUAUCUCUUCACUUCCAGAUGUGAGGCAUAUUACGAUUGAACCAGGCAAAGAUGAAUUUAUAGUGCUUGCUUGUGAUGGCAUUUGGAACUUUAUGUCAAGUCAAGAUGUUAUAGAAUUUAUUUCAGAUCGCUUGACGAACAAUUACAAUAAUCUUUCGAAGAUCUGCGAAGAAUUAUUCGAUCAUUGUCUUGCACCUAAUACCCGUGGAGAUGGUACAGGAUGCGACAAUAUGACAGCUGUAAUAGUCCGAUUUAUAAAACAAACAGAUACCGUAACAAACAAUACUACUGCCGAAGUAUGUACUGUUAAAAGGGCAUUGUCGCCAUCUGUACCCACAGAAGAGAAUAAUGACUGUGUUACACAAGAAAACGCGACGCUACCUUGCAAACGUCCUAAAACCGAAGCGACUAUGUGAGAUACGUGUUAAAAUGUUAUGAAC